AUGAGUAGAGGCCAUCCUGAGGCUAAGGCCGCCUGCCGUGACAGGCUUUACUCACCACGCGUCGGCUUCCGAGCAGGCCUAGUGAAAGUUUUUCAACGAUACGUGGAGCGAAUCUUCUGCUCUCAAACUCGGAGCACAUCCUCCAUUCAUGCACGCCCCACGUCGUCUCGAUCGAAGAAACAAUCACGGCCGGUGUCCUUGAUCGAGGAAGAGAACCAUGUGGCGAGACAAAUCCGAGACAUCUAUUGCAGGGCUUCGCUGGCCGGAGAUAUUCGGCAUGCGAAGUCCACUAUCGACCUUACCAGCUUUCUGGCCGGUCUACCAGGUAUUGCUGCACCUACCAUCAAGAAAACAAAUCCGGAAGACCUCGUUGAAAGGAUGUUCCCACCCUGGGCUACUUCUUGCGGAGCUCGCCACGUCGCUGCUUGCUUCUGGUCAUGGCUUUGUGUGCUCGACGACCUGACCGAGAACAAAGACACCCGGAUUGCGCUAGAGAAUAUCGUCUCCAUCCUAUCAAGAUCCCCCUACGAUCCCCUGCCUUCGUCUCCCUUGGCCGUGAGUCUCAUGGGGGCUUUCCAUAGUGCAGUACAGACGGCUACUAUUACGAAUCAAAACCCUCUUGAUCCCGUGGAUCCAAUCCGUGAGCCAUGGAAAGAAGUCUUCUGGUCAGAGGUCGCCACUGUUGCGCGCGCCUUGCUGGCAGAACAGGAUCUGGAUGACCAAAAGUUUACCAUGCAGGAGUGGCUGGACUUACGUGUUCUUACAAUUUCUGCACGACCUCUGCUUGUCCUGUUGCAAGCGUCGUUCGGCCUCCCCGCCUCCUCAGGGCCCCUAGUCAUCGGGCCUCUGAAGAACCUGCCGCUGAUCCUAGGGUUACAAAAUGAUAUCCUGGGAUUCGACAAGGACUUCUCCUCAGGCAAUCCACUCUCCGCCGUGCAGCUUCUUAUCCGAGACGGAAUGGACAAGAAGAAGGCGCUUCUGCGCAUCGUCGGUCUCCACAACCGUUUGGUGAUGGAGAUGACGGUGGAUGCAGAGGACUUCGACGGCACCGACCAAGAGAGAGACUUUGUCACUGCAGCGUCGAGAUGGCCCAACGCCAUGGCCCUGUGGAUGGUCUCUUGCGAGCGGUACAAGUGA
This is a messenger RNA of Letharia lupina, 1137 nucleotides long. RefSeq lists its product as uncharacterized. Bases 1 to 1137 code for a protein of 378 amino acids. The transcript is spliced from 4 exons. Lineage: Eukaryota; Fungi; Ascomycota; Lecanoromycetes; Lecanorales; Parmeliaceae. The record is from RefSeq and is a predicted model, not a curated record.